CCAUCUCUAACUACCCUCACCGCCACUCUUCUCAUGGAGUCAUGGGAACCUUUGGCGGGAACAUAACCUCCCAACAUCACAGAAUUGGCGAUUCAAUAUCCUCUCAUAAAGCUUCGACUUUCUCUUCUAAGGUCUAAUCUAAAACUAAUCUUCCAACUCUUAAUUGUUGCGAAAAUGUCUGACAUCCCCUCUCAGCUCUACCGCCAAAUACUUCUUUUCCUGCCAGCCGAUUCCCUUUUCCGCUUCAGAAGUGUUUGCAAGGACUGGUGCCGUCUCAUUGAUGAUCCAUCUUUCGUCAAAGUCCACACACAAAAUCAAAUCUUCUCAAGCACUCUUCUCAUAAAAAAAGGCUCUGGUUCACCGCCGUUUUAUCUCAUAAACUUUGAGUCCUUAGAAUUCAAGGAUGACUUGAGCGAUGAUGGCCAGAUGAUUGAAGUAAUUCCAGUGAAGCAAUUGGUUUGUCUUGACGUGCCUCGCUUACGGGGUCUUCCCGUGAACUCCUGCAAUGGUUUGAUUCUCAUUUCUACUUAUGACCUUAACAAGAUAUGGGCUGUUUGGAACCCGUUAACUCGAGACUGCCAUCAGUUGCCCCUGCCCGAUUGCUCUACGUUUUCUUUUGCGGCUGCAGGUAUAGGCUACGAUCAUGUUUCUGAUGACUACAAAGUUGUUAGGCUAGACACAAUUUCCCGUGGUGGAAAAUAUGUUUGUAGAACUCUUCUUUACAGUUUAAAGUUGGGUUCUUGGAAGAGAAUUAAGGAUUGUCCUGAUAAUUUUUUUGGUCUUAAUCGUGUUAAUGGGGUUUGUGUGAAUGGGAAAUUGCACUGGUAUGCAUGUGAAAUGAUUAUCACUUUAGAUCUUGUCACCGAAGAAUACGGUCAUAUCCCUAUUCCUCCCGUAUCCUCCUCCAAAGAGAUAAUUGAUAUGUAUUUGGAUGCUAUUAGUGGGUUAUUAAUUUUGAGUUACACUUAUUUCACAAGCUCGGGAUGUCACUUUGAUGGAUGGGUGUUGCAAGAAUAUGGAGUAGAAAACCCUUGGGAGAAAUUGCUCUCGUUUCACCUUCCCUGUUUUGAGUCACCCAAACUUGUGGCUUACAUGAAGAACAAAAAGAAGGUUAUUCUGCAGCGUGACGAUGGUUUUUUUUGGGUCGAUAUUGAAAGCAAUUCAGUGAAGCAGGUCGCAUUUGAUGACCUCAUGGUCAUUUCUUCUCAAGUUUGUCCUGGAAGCCUCUACCGCCUCGAUGACCGUGGCAAUACCAGUAAACCUGUCUCAACUUUAACAGGAGGUGUGAAGAGAAAGAGAAAACAAAUCAAAAAGAGGACUAUUACAAGGCUGAAGAUCCAUAUAAGAAAGGGAAGUUACCGGAGUCCAGAACCUAGUUAUGAUUCUUCACUCGGUUCAUACGAGGCUGAUGAGUAUUGAGUACUCCAGUCCGUCUACGUACCAUGCUUAUUUUAGAUGGAACCUAUCAAUGACUUUGCAAAUGAGUCUAUUUUUGUUAACUUUGAAAACUUUCAGCAUUUAAAUUGAAGUGUUUUUGGAAAUGCAAUAUUUUGUAUUAAUUAUUUAUUGCUCUUUUAGUUCAUGCAUGCUACAGCUUGCAGUAACAAUUACUCCCAUGUCAUUUUGAAAUCGCAAUUUAUGAAGUGUACAACGUACAUACCUAUGAAGAGUGUUAUU
This is a messenger RNA of Cuscuta epithymum, 1677 nucleotides long. The record is from the annotation of a GenBank genome assembly. Lineage: Eukaryota; Viridiplantae; Streptophyta; Magnoliopsida; Solanales; Convolvulaceae.